UCUUCCGGGAGUGUGGCUAGGGGCGGAGCGGUUGCCGCGCGGUAGUCAGGGAGCUGUGCGGGUCCUGGUUGCAACAGAGUCUGUUUGCCAGCCAACCCCAGCCCGGGAGGGGAUCAGGGCCACCAGGUUGCUGGUAAGGUUGAAAGACUGAGUGUGUCAAGACCGUUAAAGGUAGUCUGUGUAAGAGAAGUCAGGAUUUUGUGGAUUGCUACGUUGUGAGUGUGGGCUGAGUCCCAGAACCUCGCUAUGUCAGGGAAACGGAAGCGUGUGGUGUUGACUAUUAAAGAUAAGCUUGAUAUAAUAAAGAAACUUGAAGACGGAGGUUCUUCCAAACAACUGGCAGUGAUUUAUGGAAUUGGUGAAACAACAGUUCGGGAUAUAAGAAAAAAUAAGGAAAAGAUUAUAACUUAUGCAAGCAGUUCUGAUUCCACAAGUCUUUUGGCCAAGAGGAAAUCUAUGAAGCCAUCCAUGUAUGAGGAAUUGGACAGGGCAAUGCUGGAAUGGUUCAACCAACAAAGAGCAAAAGGGAAUCCCAUAUCUGGACCAAUUUGUGCAAAAAGGGCGGAGUUCUUCUUUUAUGCUUUGGGAAUGGAUGGUGAUUUUAACCCCUCUGCCGGUUGGUUAACUCGUUUUAAGCAGCGGCACAGCAUUAGAGAGAUUAACAUUAGAAAUGAAAGAUUAAAUGGAGAUGAGACUGCUGUGGAAGAUUUUUGUAACAACUUCAGAGAUUUUAUUGAACGAGAGAAUUUACAGCCUGAACAAAUCUACAAUGCAGAUGAAACUGGACUGUUCUGGAAGUGCUUACCUUCUAGGAUUUCAGUAAUCAAAGGUAAAUGCAUUGUCCCUGGGCACAAGUCAAUUGAAGAAAGAGUCACGAUCAUGUGUUGUGCCAAUGCAACAGGUUUACACAAACUUAAACUUUGUGUUGUGGGGAAAGCAAAGAAACCUCGCUCUUUUAAAUCAACUGACACUUUAAACCUGCCAGUCUCAUAUUUCAGCCAAAAAGGUGCAUGGAUGGACCUUUCCAUUUUUCGACAAUGGUUUGAUAAAAUUUUUGUGCCACAAGUUCGAGAGUAUUUAAGAUCUAAAGGCUUGCAGGAAAAGGCUGUGCUCUUGUUGGAUAAUUCACCAACACAUCCAAAUGAAAAUGUCCUAAGGUCAGAUGAUGGCCAAAUAUUUGCUAAAUAUUUACCACCUAAUGUGGCCUCAUUGAUUCAGCCUUCAAAUCAGGGAGUCAUAGCAACAAUGAAGAGAAAUUAUCGUGCAGGUCUUCUCCAGAACAACUUGGAAGAAGGUAAUGACCUGAAAUCAUUCUGGAAGAAACUAACUCUGCUGGAUGCACUUUAUGAAAUAGCAAUGGCAUGGAACUUAGUAAAACCAGUUACCAUAAGCAGAGCAUGGAAGAAGAUUCUCCCUAUGAUAGAGGAGAAAGAAAGUUUGGACUUUGAUGAUGAAGAUAUUUCUGUGGCUACUGUGGCUACCAUUUUACAGCACACCAAAGGACUGGAAAAUGUGACUACUGAGAACCUUGAAAAAUGGCUUGAAAUAGACAGUACCGAACCAGGCUAUGAAGUGUUAACUGAUAGUGAAAUCAUUAGAAGAGCACAAGGCCAGACAGAUGAAUCCAGUGAAAACGAGGAGGAGGAAAUAGAACUAAUUCCAGAGAAACAUAUUAACCAUUCCGCUGCUCUCCAAUGGACUGAAAAUUUAUUGGAUUAUCUAGAACAGCAAGGUGAUAUGAUUCUACCUGAUAGACUGGUAAUACGUAAACUUCGAGCCACCAUCAGAAAUAAACAGAAGAUGACAAAAUCAAGUUAAUAAUGGCAUUUCAAUUUUAUCAUUGUUCUGCUCAUUGUGUUUGUGAUACUUACACUCCUUGCAAUAUGGCUUAAUGUUCUGAAUUCUCAGACCUGGUCCUGUGAAAUACAGGUGCCAAAUGUAUCUGAGGUGGUUUGAGGAUUAUGUGUUUUCAUCAUUUGUAUCUUUUGUCCUUUUAUUUGUACAGAUAAUCAGAAGAUGAUGCUGAAUAGAUACAAAUUACAUGUACACUUUUUCACUUUUUAGAAUCUGUAAUUAUACCUUCUGUAACAGUGGCAUUGGCAUUUCCUAAAUUUUCUACUGAAAGUUAGAGAUAACACACUGAGCACUUUUCUGAAAUCUUUUGCUUGAUUUAUGAAAGCUAUCAUAGUUAUCGUUUCUUGUGUUAACCAUCUUAAAUGGUGUUUUGUAUAUUUUAAUAGACUGACAGGAUGAGAAAGAUAUUAGAUUUCAGGAUGAUUUAUAGUCAAGAAUGAAAUUCAAUAAUGGAAUAAUUAUGAAUUAUAAAAAUUAUUUGGAUAUCGUACCUCAGUUCUCUUACGUUUGUGUGAGUUGCAAGAGAGGGAAAUUAUUCUGGAAAUGGAGUAAAUAUGGGAAAUGAUUGCCAAAUGAGAGAAACUAUGGGAAACCUGAUCUAUAAAGAGGCAUUCUUAUCAAUUCAUUUGUAGGAAACUGGGAAUUAAAAAUCUGGGGAACUUUAUGUUAUUUAUACAAAGGGAAUAAAUAGGCUGAUAUUAAUUUGAUGAUUUGGUCUUUUAUGAAUUUGAUAAUAGUAUAGGUUUAUUAUUUAUUCAUCUAAUUGUAGUACAGGUUUUGUAAUGUUACGUGUGAUGAUAUGAGCUCCCACCUUAUAUGGGAGAACAUCUUGGGAAUUUGAGAUUUAAUAAGUUUUUUUGUUUUAUGUUAGUUUUUUACUGCAUACUCACAAAUGUUGUCUAUAAGUUGAAAAAUGUUGUCAUACCUGGCCCUUUGAUGAAAAAAGGAAAUUAAAAGAAUAAAGCUUUUAUGAUUUUAAAUAAGUCACAUGUUUGUAUCCUGUUUUAUGAAGAAAGCAGAAAUAAUUAUGGAAAGGCCAGACACUAAGGAAUAUUGUUGUUUAUUAUUUUGACAUGUGUAAAAAGGGAUUAAUCUGCUAAAAUGUAAUCUAAAUCAGAAUUUUGGUAAAUUUUUUUGUAAACUGUUUAUUCAAGACAUUGAAAAUACUUUGCAUAUAUUAAUAUUAAUAUAACUUAUAAUUUAAAAGUAAAGUGUUUCCAUGCUAUUUCACAUUUUGGCCAAAAAUUUUUUUAAAAAUACAUUAGAAUUGUUCUCUAUUAGU
Saimiri boliviensis boliviensis (Bolivian squirrel monkey) is the source of this 3136-nucleotide messenger RNA. It is a transcript of the gene JRKL, whose product is annotated as JRK like. NCBI's taxonomy places the organism in Eukaryota, Metazoa, Chordata, Mammalia, Primates, Cebidae. The record is from RefSeq and is a predicted model, not a curated record. Gene Ontology annotation, cellular component: nucleus. Gene Ontology annotation, molecular function: DNA binding.